Molecule: messenger RNA, 3609 nt
Organism: Amphibalanus amphitrite
Lineage: Eukaryota; Metazoa; Arthropoda; Thecostraca; Balanomorpha; Balanidae
Product: egalitarian protein homolog
Exons: 8
Coding region: 401-2668 (755 amino acids)
Biological process (GO): nucleobase-containing compound metabolic process
Molecular function (GO): 3'-5' exonuclease activity; nucleic acid binding
Source: RefSeq, a predicted model, not a curated record
UCCGGCUACCACGUCAGCUGUUGCACUCAGUCUCUGACAUAGGCUUUUAGUUAUCUCUAUUUAUUUGAGCCUAAACAUGAGGGUACAGCCUUCCCGUCAUUAAUUUGUUAAAAAUUAACUUAACUGGCACCCUAUGCUGGAGAAUAUGUUAACCUCAGAAGGGUGAUCUACCGUGAAUCAUGCUUUGAGUUUCUUACUAUCGCGAACAGUUUGUCAAACACUGUACAAACGGUACAAACGACGGGAGAGCAUUGCCAUCUACCGCUCACGCAUCGAAGUUCAGAAGAAUGCAACAUGUCGAGUCGCAUUCUCAGCAUUCGGUAGUUAGCGAUCUUUCUCUUCUCCUUCUUCCGUGUAGUGUGCCAAAGUGAAUCAAGUGAACAGUGUGCACCCUCCUAGAAUGAACAGCCAGGACUAUGACUUCGUGCGGAACACUACCCUUCUCUUCUUCCUGGAUCGUCUCAUCGAGAAGGGGCAGCCAAGGACUCUUCAUGACCUCAGCUGCCAGUUUGGAACCAAGGGAUUCACGAAGGAGAUGAGACAGAUUGCUGGUGGAUCUCAGUCAGGACUUCACAAGUUCCUCAGCCAGUAUCCAUCCAUCUUCACCAUCGAAGGUGACAGUGUCAAUGUCACUGAUUUUUCCGCAGGACCAGCAGCAAAUGACAGUGCAGGGCGUGGGACUCGGGACUAUGCACAGGAGGCAUCAGACUACUUUAGCAAUAAGUUGAGGCAGUAUGGACCUGGCACAGAAGUUCCAAUAAAAUCAUUGCUGGGCCACAGGUCUCAGGCUCCGCCAGAGGUUCGACAUAUCUCUGGACAGCAUGUUAAGGAAUUCCAUGACUUCCUUGCGAGGUUUCCGGAUGUGUUCAUAGUCAAAGAGGAUGUUGUGAUGCUCACAGAAGAUCAAGACAAGGAAAGACAUCCCUAUGUGGAAGUGGAGCAGCCCAAAGUUGAUGAAGAGCUCACAAGGGACCUUUUAGAGUUCCUGCAGACAUGCAUAUCUGUGAAUGGUCCCACAAUCAUUGAUCAACUGUUCAGCAAUGUCACCUCAUACUUUGGAUAUGAGAAGUGGUCCAAGCUGUUCAAAACACCCCAGGACUUGUCUACAUUCAUCAAAAUGUACUCCAACAAGUUCUCUGUUCAUUCAAACCUGGUGACAUUGGUGCCUGUGAAAGACAAGCAGCCUGCCAAGGCCACUCCCAUCCCUGAGCCUGUCCCUGCAGCGCCCAGCCCACCUGCAUCCCUGCAGGUCUCCCCACCAACAAACUUCCAACAGCAGACUCUAAAACAGAGGGUGGGCAACAUACUGAUGAAGACAAUAGCUCAGAACACUGAACAAAAACGGAACACGUACAACUCUCAGCUCUCCGGCAGCCCGUCGGAUCAGAACCUCGCUCAGCAGAACUUGAAGAAUGUGCGGAUUGUGGUGAACACGAAGGAGUGCAGGAGUGUGGUGGCCAGUGUGCUGGAGGCGGGCACUCCGAUCGGAGUGGAUGCGGAGGGGGUGAACCUCGGGCCCACGGGGCCGAUGACGAUGCUGCAGGUGUGCACGUACUCGGGCCAGGUGUUCAUAUUUGACCUGCUGGCCAACCGCGACCUGAUGGGAGAGGGAGAGCUCGGCAAGCUGCUCCAGUCCGAGAAUAUUGUCAAGGUGCUGCAUGAUUGCCGCAUGGACAGUGCCGCGCUCUUCCAUCAGUUCGGCGUCACGCUGAGGAACGUCUUUGACACGCAGGCGGCUCACGCCAUUCUGCAACAGCAGGAGACCGGGAAGCCCGUCUACAAGGUCAAGUCCGUCUCUCUGGUGACGCUCUGCCGCACCUACGACGCGCCCAUCAACCCGCAGAAGGAGCACAUCAAAAAGGUGUACAGGAGAGACCAGAAGUUCUGGGCGCGACGGCCUCUCACAGACGACAUGAUCAUCUACGCCGCCUUCGAUGUCAUGGCGCUGGUGCCGAAAAUCUACGACGUCAUGAGCAGGUCGAUCGACCCUGCGCUGCAGACUCUCUUCGCCGACCUCUGCGAGGAGCAGGUCACCAUGCACAUCAACCAGGACGACGUGAAGCAGAAGAAGAAGCAACGUAAGGUCGAGACAGAGGUCAGUGACCUCAAGGAGAAGCUGGACAAGACGGCCGUCGGCAAGAAUCUCGUGCUGAGCAACCGCGAGAUCCGCCUGCUGCGGUACGUGGAGCUGACGGACGAACAGCGGGAGAAGCUGGAGAAGUCCUACAAGGUGGCCAAGAAGCUGGAGCGGCUGCAGCAGAAGCGCGAGGACGGGGAGGGCGCCGCGGACGACUCUGAGACGUCGUUGCCGUGGAUGAACGGCGACUCGGAGUACCCGAGUCUGAGCAGCAUGACGAGCAAUAACAGUGUGGAGAGCGGCGGACGCACAUCGGGAGACUCGUCCGCCGCCGAUAGCACCGGCGGGGUGCUCUCGCCGCGCAGCGUCACAUCGCCCAGCAUCUCGCAGUCGAUGGCCAUGGUGAACGAGGUGCUGGCCAACGGCAGUCUGGGCCGUCUGGAGCGCAUCCACCGGCUGGAGGAGGUGCUGGCGGCGGCCACGGAGGGCGCCGAGCGGCCCUCACCGCCGCCCACCCGAGACGCCGCCGUGCAGACACUCUCCACCGGCGAGGUGGUCAUCACCAAACUCUACGACGGCUUCACCAACUGAGGCCGAGCGCGGACGGCCGCCGCGUCUUCUGACAAUAAUCACCCAGGACAAUAUGUAUACAUACUACACUGACUGAGAGAGACAUUGAAUCCGUCCAGGCAGCCCCAGUGCGCGCCUUUAGCGACCCGGCAGCUUCGGUCGGCGGUGUGCCGACCCCCACGACGCAGUGCAGCAUUUACUAGCCUAUUUUUAUAUACCUGACUGGUGCAAACGGCUCGCCGGCCGGCGCGGCGGCGGUGCUAGCGCCGGUCAUAGAGAACGUCCUGUGAUGAUAGAACAUUUAUGCAAGUAGCCCGGUGAUCGGUGCGCGUGCGUUUGUUGCCUGGUGUGCCUGUGCGGGCGGCGCCCAACGGCUCAGCCGAUCUGUAGUUUUGUGACGCUCGGUAGCUAGCGGUGUGUGUGCCUGAGCGUGUGCGAACCCGAGUCGGCCUCAACCGUUGCAUUCUGUCUUCUCUAGUCAUCUUGUCCCAGCCCGGCUUCUCGGCUAUUUUACUUGGUCACGGUGAUUAUUUAUUGCGUAUCUUUAUUCGUGAAUUCGGGUCUCUGAUUCACCACGUAGCUGGUAGACAGGUGGCGGCGCUAGGCCGCGGUAGUGGUAGCGGACAGUGCCGUAUUGUUAAGUUGUGGCGGCUGCGGGCCGGCCGGUCGGCCCUCUGUGUCAGAUGACGCCACCCAGUGCCUCUGUGGGGCGGGACGCGCCGGCCCCAGUCAGCGCGCGCUGCGCGUGCCCGCGCCGCUCGGUCGACUUCUGCGGCGAGAAGUCAGACGGAAGCGGCGCGUCGGGUCAGCUCGGUCGGGUGUGGGGCGAAACUAACUCUCGCUUGUAACCUACGGUCACAGUCGUCAGAGUUACGCGUACUAACCGGGCGGUCCCCUGAGCGGACGCCCAGCCUUCUGAACGAACGAACGCGCAGUGGCGCACAAAUAAACCAAAGGCUGUA